Manduca sexta (tobacco hornworm) is the source of this 2512-nucleotide messenger RNA. Its product is annotated as proline dehydrogenase 1, mitochondrial. The record is from RefSeq and is a predicted model, not a curated record. Gene Ontology annotation, cellular component: mitochondrion. Gene Ontology annotation, molecular function: proline dehydrogenase activity; FAD binding. Lineage: Eukaryota; Metazoa; Arthropoda; Insecta; Lepidoptera; Sphingidae. The coding region runs from base 232 to 2046 and encodes 604 amino acids. The transcript is spliced from 12 exons.
CUCGCGUGUGUCCGCGAGUGCUCCUGUGUCAGCGCGCGGCGCUACAACCGGCGCAGUCGUCCAAUCGCCGCGAGCCGACCACGACACACCUCCACGACGCUCCGGUGGAUUUAAAAUUGGACCGGCUGCGUGCGCACUCGACUCGGUAUCGAGCGGACGUCAGUGUCAGUUGUCAGUUGUCAGUCGGAGGCGACGGGCGCGUGUGACUUGUGAAUUCGCAGAGCUCCGAACAUGGCUCUGAUCAGACGGCUGGCCGUGAACGCGCCCCGGAACGUACGAGUGGUUACUUACGCGACACAGACCCGCGACGAUCUCGACCUAACCUUCAACAGUCCUAAAGAUGCUUUCAAGAGCAAGAAGACGAGCGAGCUGGUGCGGGCGUACUUCGUCUACCAGAUAUGCUCCGUCAACUGGAUGGUGGAGAACAACGACAUGUUGAUGAAGAGGCUCCGUCAGGUGGUGGGCCAGAAGUUAUUCGAGGUGAUCAUGAAAGCCACCUUCUACGGGCAGUUCGUUGCUGGCGAAGACCAGAACACCAUCCGUCCAACCAUCGACAGGCUGCGUUCGUUCGGCGUUAAGUCGAUCCUGGACUACUCCGUCGAGGAAGAUAUCUCGCAGGAGGAGGCGGAGAAACGCGAAGUCAGUGGCAGUUUGACAAGCGAGAAACUAAUGGAAUUAAUUAAGCACGGACCAAGAAACUUACAAGACCUUGUUUUGACCGGCGCGUCGAUCUCGGCGUACGGAGACAAGAAGGAGGAGGGUCAGCUGAAGCAGUACCACGUGGAGCAGCGGUUCGCGGACAGGCGGUACAAGGUGACCAGCGCGCGCACAUACUUCUACCUCAACGAGGCUUCCUGCGAGAAGAACAUGGAAGCAUUCCUUAAGAGUAUUGACGCUGUUGCAGGAAUUACCAAGAGCACUGGACUGAUGGCGGUCAAGUUGACUGCGCUCGGCAGACCGCAAUUACUUCUGCAACUGUCGGAAGUGAUCAUGCGCGCUCGCAACUACAUGCAACAGAUAGCCGGAGGCACUGGCAACGUCCUCACCCAUCACAAGACCAUCGAGGACUUCCAGAGGUAUUUCGGCGACCACAAGAACAAGCCAGAGGUCCAGGAGUUCAUGAAGAAGAUCACAUCGGACAAGGAAGGUAUCGUCCAUCUGUUCCCUUGGUCGAACAUUCUAGAUGAAGACAUGAAUCUAUCGGACUCGUUCCGCGUGCCUGACCCGAAGACCGGUCAAAUGCGUCGGCUGAUCUCGCAGAUCUCCACCAAAGAAGAGGAGAUGUUCAGGAACAUGUUGCGCAGGCUGAACCACAUCAUCCAGAUCGCGAACGACGCGGAUGUGAGGAUCAUGAUCGAUGCGGAGCAGACGUACUUCCAGCCAGCCAUAUCCAGGAUCUGUCUUGAGAUGAUGAGGAGAUAUAAUAAGGACAAAUUCCUAGUGUUCAACACGUACCAAACCUACCUGAAGAAUACUUACAACGAGAUCUUAACAGAUCUUGAGCAGGCGCAGCGUCAGAACUUCUACUGGGGCGCCAAGCUUGUGAGGGGCGCUUACAUUGAACAGGAGCGCGCCCGAGCUGCGGCGAUGGGUUACGAGGACCCGACCUGCGAGAACGUCGACGCCACCACCGCCUCCUUCCACAAAUGCCUUAAAGAGAUUCUUAGCCGAGUUAAGGGUGAGCAGAAAGACCGCCUCGGUAUCAUGGUGGCCUCCCACAACGAGGACACGGUCCGGUACGCCAUCCAGCUGAUGAAGGAGCAUAACAUCAAGCCGGAGGACAAGGUGGUCUGCUUCGGGCAGCUGCUGGGCAUGUGUGACCACAUCACCUUCCCGCUCGGCCAAGCCGGCUACUCCGCCUACAAGUACGUUCCAUACGGCCCAGUGGUCGAAGUCCUUCCCUACUUGUCCCGGAGGGCGAAUGAAAACAGAGGAUUCCUCAGCAAAAUCAAGAAGGAGAAGAAACUACUUCUCAAAGAGAUCAUUCGCAGAGUUGUCACCGGUCAGAUCUUCUACAAACCAGUUGGCAACUACACACCCGUCUAGAUUGUAAAUUAGUGUUUGUUUAGUUAAUUUAUGUUGCAGUAUAUAUAUAGGGAACGAAUAACGAUGUGAUAACAGAUUCGGAGGGUACAGAUGAUAAAAAUAACGAUUAUAACCGUUAUUAUUAACGUUGUAACGGUUAUAACGGCUGUUUUUAUCGUUGUUUUGCCACGGACUUUUAGUUCUUGUAGAACUGUGCGUUGUUUUUAAAAUCGCUCAUUAUUUCUGAAUUGUUAUUGUUCAUUGUCUUGCGUUCUUUGAUGGUAUUAUUUUGGGAGUUAUUACUUAAUUUGUGUCACCUCAUUCUUAUAAGCACUUGGCAGAUUGGAGACACGAAAUUGUUGAUUAUUGAUUAUGGUAUUACUGAGAUUUUUUUAUUUUCUUUCUUUGCUUUACUGAAGAUAUUCGGGGCUUAGAUCAUAUUGGUCCAAUGCAGAUUGAUAUCAUAUUGAUAAAAGGGAAAAGAACG